This is a messenger RNA of Lotus japonicus, 2543 nucleotides long. RefSeq lists its product as uncharacterized. NCBI's taxonomy places the organism in Eukaryota, Viridiplantae, Streptophyta, Magnoliopsida, Fabales, Fabaceae. The transcript is spliced from 12 exons. The record is from RefSeq and is a predicted model, not a curated record. Bases 536 to 2395 code for a protein of 619 amino acids.
AUCAUUGUUGAUGGCACAAUCUGCCAUGAACAUAUCUCAGUUUACCCUCAUGUUUCUUGUCAUUUCCUUCUUUUCUAAUCCCCAAGUUUUACUUUGGAUUGAGAUAUAGUAAUAUACUCUACAAAAGCUGUGAUCUGGUUUUCUUCUUUUAAGGAAUUGCAAAAAGCACAACCUUUUAACCAAAGGCUUCAAAAGGGGUGGGUUAGUCUUUUUGUGAGACUAGUCAAAGAAGAAAAGAAAAAGGUCUUAUGAGCUUCAUAGAUUGUCAAACAGCAGUACAGCAGAAACAAACCCUCGUGUAGUCAUGCUCACGUCUGUACCAUUGUGGUUGAAAGUUACAUUUACUGACUCAUAUAAAAAGGUAUAAUGAGUUUCUGGGUUUGUGGUAGAUGUAACUGAGAACCCAUUUGGUUUUUGAACCACAAAACUUGAUCAGCUUUCCAAAACUUGUCUCUGUGAGAAGUCCCAUUCCAUCAGAUUGGAGAUUCUGCUGCUUGUAACUUGUACAGUAUUAAGCCAAUUCUGACAACUGACAAUGCAUGAAAUAAAGUGGCGCUAUUCUGGUUUCAUGCAAUGCAAGUUCAUGGACCCUAUAGUUUCAGUUUCAAGUCACAAGCGUUCCAACAGUGACCCAAUGAAAAGGAGAGUCAUGGAAGAAGAAUCAGAGAACAACAGUGAAACCUGUUAUACGUCUAAAGUGGAACUGGGAGAUCUAAAGCAAAGCAUAGAAUCCAAGAAGAGGCAGUACCACAAUAUGGAUCUUCAAAGUUCUUUGACUCUAGAGAUUCUACAGCUUCAAAAACGAUUACAGCAACAAUUUGUGAUACGCCGUGCAUUAGAGAAAGCAUGUUAUCUUCCUUUCUCACAGGAUGCUAUAGUAGAAAAUUCAAUCCCCAAGGCUGCAAGGGAACUGAUUAAGGAUAUUGGAAAAUUAGAAUUAGAAAUCAUGUAUUUGGAACAGUAUCUCCUCUCUUUGUAUCGGAAAAUAUUCAAUCAACAAAUUUCAACCAAGGGAAGAAGAUUGGAAUUAGCUACAGACAUCAACAAAGGAACUUUUACAGAACCUAACAACUGUGCUAUCUCUGACAAAGAAAUUUCAGUUCUGCACUCUAGUCAUCUAAUUUCACCCAGAAGUUCAGCUAGCCAUCAUCAGCUCAAGGAAUGCAGUAACCAGUUAGAACCAGAAUCUGUUUUAGACUCUAGUAUUCAUAGGUGUUACUCUGCAUUAUCUCAACAAACUGCUUUCUCAAUUGAAGCUUCUCCUGGGAAAAUUAAGACGAAAGCUUUAGAAUGUUAUCAUUCUCUACCAUUAUCCAUGCUAGAGCAUGCUGAGUGUACUAAAUCCAAUUCAACCAGCCUGGCUGAACAUUUUGGGAGCUUCUAUGUUGAUAGUGUUCAAGAGACGCCAAAUUGGUUAUCUGAGGAGAUUAUUAAGUGUAUAUCAGCUAUAUAUUGUGAACUUACAGAGCCGCCUUUAAAUGUUUCAUCCCCUAGUCCAUGCUCCUCACCUGGUUAUGAGGUACCUUCACAGAGGCAGGGUAGUAAGUGGGGAUCACAGUGGAAGAAGCAUUCAUUCUUCAAUUUAAACUCCAGCAACUCUUUCCAUGUCAAAGGGUCAAAAGAAUUUAGGGGACCUUAUUGCUCAAUGAUGAGGAUUCAGCAAUUAUGUACAGAUAAUCAAAAAUUAAAAGAAAUCGAGUACAUGCUACGCAGAUUUAGAACAUUAGUUUCUCGGCUGGAAGAAGUUAAUCCUAGAAACAUGAAGCAUGAAGAAAAGCUAGCUUUUUGGAUUAAUGUGCACAAUGCUUUAGCAAUGCAUGCCUUACUAGUAUACGGAAUUUCAGCCAACAAUGUCAAAAGAAUGUCUUCAGUACUUAAGGCUGCAUAUAACAUAGGGGGUCAUACUAUAAGUAUAGACAUGAUACAGAACUUCAUUCUGGGAUGCAGAUCGCCUCGUCCAGGACAAUGGCUGCGGCUGUGGUUUCCUUCAAAGACAAAAUCAAAGGUUAGAGAUGCAAGCAAAGGUUAUGCUAUACGUCGUUCAGAACCCUUAUUACUAUUUGCUCUUUGCUCAGGAAGCCAUUCUGAUCCUGCGGUACGUUUGUAUACAGCCAAGAGAGUCUUGGAGGAGCUAGAAUCUGCGAAAGAAGAAUAUAUUCAGUCCACACUCACUAUAACCAAGGGACAUAAAAUAAUUCUCCCAAAAAUAGUUGAUUCCUUCGCGAAAAACUCAGGUCUAGGAGCAUCUGCUUUGUUGGGGAUGGUUAUGCCUUAUCUACCUGAUUCUCAAAGGAACAGCAUUCAAGAGUGUCAAUCAAAUACAAGCUGGAAAGGCGUUGAAUUAACCCCUCAUGACUUCAAUUUUCAUUACCUUCUUUCAAAGGAAUUAGCUUAGUAACGGGAUUCUCACGAAUUUGUGUGAAUAGAACUAGUGCCAGUGCAUCCAUAUUUGUAGAAGAUUUCUAUUUGCUGCAAAGUAAAAGGUGUGACGGAGCGUGACUGGUGAAUAUAAUUUUCCUCCUUAUAUCUAUGAAAUUAUUAAA